Gadus macrocephalus (Pacific cod) is the source of this 1156-nucleotide messenger RNA. RefSeq lists its product as uncharacterized. Gene Ontology annotation, molecular function: protein heterodimerization activity; protein homodimerization activity; channel activity. The record is from RefSeq and is a predicted model, not a curated record. Lineage: Eukaryota; Metazoa; Chordata; Actinopteri; Gadiformes; Gadidae. Gene Ontology annotation, biological process: mitochondrial fusion; release of cytochrome c from mitochondria; intrinsic apoptotic signaling pathway in response to DNA damage. Bases 183 to 788 code for a protein of 201 amino acids. Gene Ontology annotation, cellular component: mitochondrial outer membrane. The transcript is spliced from 6 exons.
UUGGCAUGAUUCUCACUCCAUCGUUUCCUUCUCUUUCUGCGGGAUACACUGUAACCUGUUAGGUGACUGGCAGCGAUCCAACAAACUUUCACAAUCCACUGUAAGGAAGGACAGUUGAUUAUACAAAUGCUCUUUUACAAACUGCGUUAGUAACUUUGAUUAAAGUUGGAGUGAGUUUAGCCAUGGCAGACGCCGACGGCCGGGAUCGCGCGGAGGAACAGGGCGCCGCGGGGGGCGAAGAUUUCAUCGAUGACCCCAUCAUGGUACAGGGGGCUUUGAUUCUGAGAGGGUACGUGAUGCACUGUAUCAGCGCCAAUGACCCGGCCAUGCAGGUCUCCUCUGAGGACCUGGGUGGGGCCCGCAACGAGCAGCAAGACCCUCAGAUCAAGGAGGUGGUGGAGAUGCUGCGGAAAAAAUCUGACGUCCUGGACCAGAACGCUGAGUUUGAGAACCUGAUCAGCCAGGUCCAGGGGAACUGUGUCCAGGACGUCUUCAUGAAGGUGGCUAAGAGCAUCUUCAAUGACGGCAUCACCUGGGGCCGUGUGACGUGCCUCUUCUACCUCGCCUACAAAUUCAUCUACAAGGCGCUGACCAUGAACCACAUGGAGAACAUCCGGAUCAUCAUCAGCUGGGUGCUGCAGUUCAUCAGGGAGCAGCUGCACACCUGGAUCGCUCAGCAGGGGGGCUGGGAGGGCGUGGUCAGGGGUAUCUCCCGCUGGCGGACGGUGACGGCGCUGGCCUCCGUGGUGCUGGCGGUGGCCUUCGUCUACAACAGGAAGUCGCGCUAACGAGCCCCGGAGGCACUUCCUGUGGAGGGAAGCUCAGUCAUCCUCCACACACUACUCCCUCUGCCGAGGCCCAGAGCCGUCUCCCGCCGUAGCACUCCUUCCCGUCGCGUCUCAGGGGUCCAAGGACUAAAACAUGCAAUAGAUAAAUCAGGUGAUAGAUGAUGAGGAAUGUGCUUUUUUUUAUUCUGCUUUACUGGCUGGGGGGGAGACUUUACUAACAAAGAUUGUUCUUAUCGUUAUUUUGUUCAUGUCGUGGAUUCCCUCUUGUCAGCGGAAAAUGAUCUCUGCUGAACAAGUGACCUUAUGUUUAUUUUUUUUAAGAUUUUAAUGUUGGGGUUUUAAGCUAUAUAUCCCUUUUAGCUAUAUAU